AUCUGGUACAAAUUUUUUUCCUUGGCAACACUCAUUUAUGUUAAACAAUCUCUUGCCCAAAAAGAUCGAACCAUAGUCAGGUUAAAUAGAGAGACACAGCAAACUCCUACAUUUAGUCAAUUUCAAGAACUAAAUAACAUAGUUUUGCCUUGCACUAAUCUUGAUUUUAAUAAACUUAAGCAAGAAAUCAAGAGACUUAAAAUGAAAGAUUUUCAACCCUAUUUUGAAGAGAAAACAAAUACUUUUGAGCAAUUAACAGCUACCGCCAAAUGUAAAGCAGGUGAUAAUUUAAGUACCAUUUUAAAUCUUUUCUUGCAGACCAACAAGCAAAUUAUCGAAUCUGAAAAUGAAUCAAAUAAAAAUGAUUCCAAUAAUUCUUUCGCUCAAGGGCGGCUAUUAGGACAACUGACUACUUGCCAGACUCUUUUGCAAACUAAAUUUACCUCAGAGGAACUUCAAAGUCUACUAAAUAAACAAAAAGAACUUACAAAAUUAAAAGAACGAUUUGCUAUUUUGCGCUAG
Molecule: messenger RNA, 522 nt
Organism: Racocetra persica
Lineage: Eukaryota; Fungi; Glomeromycota; Glomeromycetes; Diversisporales; Gigasporaceae
Source: the annotation of a GenBank genome assembly